AAACGUUUCGGCAGACUCUUGCUUGCUUCGCAGUCCGUUUCGUCACAGACAUGGCUGUGUCCAGUGUUUUUAAAGCAGGUCUUUUCAAUUACAAAGUUGCAGUUGUGACGGGAGGCGCGACUGGGAUAGGAAAAGCUAUUACUUCUGAGCUCUUACAGUUAGGUUGCAGUGUGGUCAUAUCCUCCAGAAAGCUUGAGCGUCUAGAGUCAGCAGCUGAAGAGCUGAUGCAGAAAAUCCCCCCAUCCAGUCCAGCUAAAGUGACCCCUAUACAGUGCAACAUCCGCAAUGAAGAAGAGGUGAAGAACCUGAUGGCCUCCACUCUGAAACUUCAUGGAAGGAUUGACUUUUUGGUGAAUAAUGGAGGUGGGCAGUUUUCCAGCCCGGUCAGCUUGAUGAGCGCAAAAGGCUGGAAAGCUGUGAUUGACACCAACCUCAACGGAACCUUCUUAUGCUGCAAAGAAGCGUACAGUGCGUGGAUGAAAGAUCACGGAGGUGCAAUCGUGAACAUCAUUGCAGACAUGUGGAAGGGUUUCCCUGGAAUGGCGCACACAGGAGCGGCCAGAGCGGCGGUGGACAACCUGACCAAGAGCCUGGCCAUUGAGUGGGCUGACAGAGGGGUCCGCAUCAACUCUGUGGCUCCGGGAACUAUCAUCUCCAAAACUGCAAUGGAAAACUACAAAGAAAUUGGUCCAACAAUGUUUAAGAUGUCAGUGCCAUUCAGUCCGGCUAAAAGACUCGGUGUUCCUGAGGAGAUAUCGCCGGCCGUAUGUUUCUUGCUGUCUCCGGCUGCCGGCUACAUUACUGGAGCAACCCUGAAAGUCGAUGCAGGACAGAGCCUCUACCACUCUGUUUGGGAAAUACCAGAUCACACAGCCUGGCCUCCAGCCCCAUAGGGAGAAAAUACAGACAUAUUGAGAGAAAUCAUGGACAAGACCAAAUCCAAGCUGUGAAUCAUAACAAAACAAGUCUAGACCGUCAAACAGCUGCUCUUCAUCGCAGUGUGGGUGGACCACAAAUGUUUUUUUUUUGUUUUUUUUUUUGUUUUGUUUUUAACACGUCUUGACUGUGGCCUCUGAAUGUUGCUCACUGAAUUUCAUUAUCAGCAUCAUCGCUCUAAUAGUUCACGCAGAACUGUGUUUAAGCGUGUAAAUAUGUGUAAUAGUAUGAUAUUGUGAAUAUAACAUUUGUAAUUGUAAGAUUUAUAAAAGCAACAUUUAUCAGUUACCACCAGGUGAUUACAGACGGUAUGUAAUGUAUUAAAAAAUAACAAUAAAACAAUAGAAAUACAAGCCA
Puntigrus tetrazona (Sumatra barb) is the source of this 1293-nucleotide messenger RNA. It is a transcript of the gene pecr, whose product is annotated as peroxisomal trans-2-enoyl-CoA reductase. The record is from RefSeq and is a predicted model, not a curated record. Gene Ontology annotation, biological process: phytol metabolic process. The transcript is spliced from 8 exons. NCBI's taxonomy places the organism in Eukaryota, Metazoa, Chordata, Actinopteri, Cypriniformes, Cyprinidae. Gene Ontology annotation, cellular component: peroxisome. Gene Ontology annotation, molecular function: trans-2-enoyl-CoA reductase (NADPH) activity. The coding region runs from base 51 to 893 and encodes 280 amino acids.